This is a messenger RNA of Xiphophorus hellerii (green swordtail), 1647 nucleotides long. RefSeq lists its product as uncharacterized. Lineage: Eukaryota; Metazoa; Chordata; Actinopteri; Cyprinodontiformes; Poeciliidae. The transcript has 2 exons. Bases 688 to 1647 code for a protein of 319 amino acids. Gene Ontology annotation, biological process: DNA integration. Gene Ontology annotation, molecular function: nucleic acid binding. The record is from RefSeq and is a predicted model, not a curated record.
GCUACAAGAACUCUGUCGACAAAAUUUGAAGUGGGAUGAAGUUAUUCCCCACUCCAUUUCUAGGAAGUGGCUUGAUUGGCUGAAGGAUCUCCAGCUGAUAUCCAGUUUUAAAGUGGACCGUUGCAUCAAACCAAGCUGCAUCAGAAAACCAGACAAAGCACAACUUCAUCAUUUCUCUGUCAUAUUUAAAACUGGAAAAGAAUAACAUCUCACAUGUUACUUUCAUUUUAGGAAAAGCAAGAGUUGCUCCUAUGAAGCAAACGACAAUCCCCAGGUUGGAAUUGACAGCUGCUGUUCUGGCUGUCCGAGUGAAUAAAUUGCUGCAAAUACAGUUGGAAAAACCUGUUUUCUGGACUGAUAGUACAACUGUACUAAAGUACAUCUCCAGUGAAACCAGAAGAUUUCACACCUUUGUUGCAAACAGGAUCUCUGUCAUCCGAGAGGCAACAGAUGUGAAUCAGUGGAGAUAUGUUUCCUCCAAGGAGAAUCCUGCAGAUGAUGCAUCCAGAGGCAUGAAAGCUGAGGAGUUCCUCAAAUGCAGGAGAUGGAUAAAUGGGCCUGAAUUUCUCCACAGAUCAGAAGAGGAAUGGCCUAAACUGGAGGUGGAUCACCAUGUAAUUCCUGCAGAUGACCCAGAGGUCAAAAGGGACCUAACAACGUAACAGAGGAAAGUUUAUUGAACAAAAGAUGGCAGAUCUGCCAGAAGAAAGGGUUCUGCCAGCCACCGCUCCGUUCACAAAUGUUGGAGUGGAUUAUUUUGGUCCUAUAAGUGUUAAAAGAGGACGAAGUCUCCUGAAAAGGUAUGGAGUUCUGUUCACUUGUUUCACCAGCCGUGCAGUACAUCUGGAAAUUGCAUACACCCUCGAUACAGAUUCCUGUAUAAAUGCAGUUCGCAGGUUCAUCUGUAGAAGAGGCCCAGUUUCCACCAUCAGAUCUGAUAAUGCCACAAAUUUUGUUGGUGCAAAUCGAGAGCUGAAAGAGAGUUUGGCUGAACUGAACCAUGCUAAAAUUCAAAAUGCUUUUGUGCAGGAUGGAAUCAAAUGGAACUUUAACAUCCCAGCAGCCUCUCACCAAGGUGGAGUUUGGGAGCUUCUGAUUCGUUCCAUAAGAAGCAUUUUAGUCUCAGUUCCUAAAGAACAAGUUUUGGAUGAUGAAGGACUUCAAACAAUCUUUUGUGAAGUUGAAGCCAUAUUAAACGACAGACCUAUUACCAAAGUUUCAGAUGACUCAAAUGAUCUUGAGUCACUCACACCCAACCAUUUGUUGUUGCUGAAAAACAAACCAGUUUUGCCACCAGGACUGUUCAACCAAAAGGAUCAGUAUGUCAGGAAAAGGUGGAAACAGGUACAAUACAUGGCAGAGCUGUUCUGGAAAAGAUGGCUUUCUGAGUACUUACCUCUGAUGCAGGAAAGACAAAAAUGGACAAGAACUAAAAGAUGUCUCACUCCUGGAGAUGUUGUCUUAAUUGCAGACUCUACAGCCCCAAGAGGAUCAUGGAUGAUGGCCAAAGUCUUGAGUGUAUACCAGGACGCAAAAGGCUUGGUGCGUUCUGUGCGAUUACAAACCAAGACCAGUGUUUUGGAAAGACCUGUGACCAAACGCUGGAAGCAUCACCCUGAGGAAUUAAGGAGAUGUUUGAGGGAAUAG